Messenger RNA from Vigna radiata var. radiata (mung bean), 1608 nucleotides. RefSeq names its product altered inheritance rate of mitochondria protein 25. NCBI's taxonomy places the organism in Eukaryota, Viridiplantae, Streptophyta, Magnoliopsida, Fabales, Fabaceae. Gene Ontology annotation, biological process: plasma membrane phospholipid scrambling. The record is from RefSeq and is a predicted model, not a curated record. Gene Ontology annotation, cellular component: plasma membrane. The coding region runs from base 135 to 1223 and encodes 362 amino acids. Gene Ontology annotation, molecular function: phospholipid scramblase activity. The transcript is spliced from 11 exons.
AAAAAUAAGACAUAUGCGAACUAUGAAGCGAUUGAAGUUGUAUUUGGGCUUUGGUGAAUAUUGAUCACCGUUCCACCAUUUUCUCUUUCACCAUCACUACCUGGUGUUUCAAUUUUGGAGGUUUUAAACUGAAGAUGAAGAAUUGGCAGAGGAAGGGUUGGAAAUGGCUAUCAAACCUUGCAAGUUCUCCCGUUCGUUUUCAUGGAAACGUUGCCGUUGCUGCCAAACACAAUCGCAAUCCCUUUACUCUGGCUCGGCCAUUCGGAAGCGCCAUUGAUGGUGGAAAUGAAGUGGAUCUUCAUCGAUUGACGAGGGAGUUCCUCGCGAAGCUUUGGGUUGAUGAUAGAAAAAUGAGAAACCACAGAGGGAGGAAAUUAGUUAAAUCCUGUGGAGGUUAUGGUGGUGACCCGCGCUGGUUUUCUGCUUCAUCUGGUGCCGUCAGAAGAGGUAAACGACGGCUCGGUUUGAAGCAACCCCCUAUCAGUCAAUCGGUUUCUGAAUUCUUCGAAUCACUGUCUCCCGAAGAGGCAAAGGUAGCACCACUGCUUGCCAGGUCCAAUUUGCUGAUUACCAGAGAUAUCGAGUGGGCAAAUCUUGUAAUGGGCUUUGAACAGGAAAAUCGUUAUGCAAUUGUAGAUGCGUGCUAUCCUCAGUCGCCCGUAGGUUAUAUUCGUGAACAGAGCAAUGUUAUUACCAGACAGUUGCUUCGUCUAAGACGGCCUUUUGUUGCACACAUAACUGACGGCCUGGGGAAUGAGCUCUUUAGGGUUCGAAGACCCUUUUGGUGGAUUACAAGCUCAAUUUAUGCAGAAGUUGAUGGUAAGGAAGUUGGAGUAGUUCACAGGCGAUGGCAUCUCUGGAGGAGAAUCUAUGAUUUGUAUCUGGGGAAUAAGCAAUUUGCUGUGGUAGAGAAUCCUGGCUUAUGGAAUUGGACAUUCACACUGAAAGAUAUUAAUGGUGAGGUGCUUGCUCAAAUAGACCGUGACUGGAGGGGUUUUGGCUUUGAGAUUUUGACCGAUGCUGGUCAGUAUGUGAUUCGAUUUGGGAGUUCUGAUCCCAGCUCUAAGAUUGGCGCUGCUAAUGCAAUUGAAGACCUGGAAGUCAGUCGCACACUGACCCUUACAGAGAGAGCUGUAACUGUAGCUCUUGCUAUAUCAUUAGAUAACGACUACUUCUCAAGACACGGAGGCUGGGGACUACCCUUCCUUGUUGCCGAAGAGUAAAAUUGAUUUGACAGACAGUAAAAUCUGGUUAUCUACUGCCAGCAUAUCUCUGAAGCCAUUCUCUUCCAAGUAGUUUUUAAAAUUGAAGGUGUUCUAUGUUAUUAUAUCAAAAUUGACCCCGUUUCUAUACUCGAGCUGGUUUUGUCAGUGGGUUAUAGGUGUAUUAAGAUGUAAUUUUAAUCCCUGUACUCAUUGUUAGUUUCAUUUUGGUUCCUGUGACGAUUAAAGCAGCUACGGGACAUUUUAUUUUUGAAUUAAUUUGAAUGUUUACCAAGUGGUUAAUGCCGUUAUUUACCUAGAAAAUAACAGUCAUUCUGAUAUUAGCUGAUGUCUUAUUUACCAAUGAGAUAAUCUAGUUGAUUGAGCCACUGCAUUUUCUCGCAAA